AUGGUUAACACGGAUGCAAUAAGAACCGCCAUUGGAAUAAUUGGAAAUAUAAUCUCAUUUUGUUUAUUCAUGUCUCCUGUGCCUACAUUUAUGAAAAUAUGGAAGGCAAAAUCAGUGCAAGAUUUCAAGCCAGAUCCAUAUGUUGUGACUAUACUCAAUUGUGCAAUGUGGUCAUUCUAUGGAAUGCCCUUUGUAAGUAAACAUAACACUCUUGUCGUCACAAUAAAUGGCUUUGGCUUCUUCCUAGAGAUCUUCUACACUUCAAUCUUCUUCGCAUUCUCAACAUGGAAUAAGCGUAAGAAGAUCCUCAUAGCACUUCUAGCUGAAGUCAUCUUCCUUGUGUUGGUGAUAUUUAUAGUCAUGUACGCUGUUCACACCCUCAAGCAAAGAACCUUGAUUGUUGGACUCAUAUGCAUAGUCUUCAACGUCCUUAUGUACUUUUCACCCUUAACUGUCAUGCGUCAAGUAAUUAAAACAAAGAGCGUCAAGUACAUGCCGUUCUUACUUUCACUCGCUAACUUCGCCAAUGGACUCGUCUGGAUGGUUUAUGCACUCCUUAAAUGGGAUCCAUUCGUUGUGAUUCCAAAUGGCUUGGGAGCACUUUCUGGAUUGGUGCAGCUCCUCCUCUAUGCCGCUUUCUAUCGAACAACAAACUGGGACGAAGAUACCUCAACCCCAGAUUGCUCAAACGUAUGAUUUCUGCAUGGAUUGAAAGG
Gastrolobium bilobum is the source of this 716-nucleotide messenger RNA. RefSeq names its product bidirectional sugar transporter SWEET5. Gene Ontology annotation, molecular function: sugar transmembrane transporter activity. Gene Ontology annotation, cellular component: membrane. Gene Ontology annotation, biological process: carbohydrate transport. The record is from RefSeq and is a predicted model, not a curated record. The coding region runs from base 1 to 696 and encodes 231 amino acids. The transcript is spliced from 6 exons. Lineage: Eukaryota; Viridiplantae; Streptophyta; Magnoliopsida; Fabales; Fabaceae.